Messenger RNA from Heterostelium album PN500, 1944 nucleotides. It is a transcript of the gene cpnC, whose product is annotated as copine family protein. Gene Ontology annotation, cellular component: plasma membrane. The transcript is spliced from 7 exons. Bases 1 to 1944 code for a protein of 647 amino acids. Gene Ontology annotation, biological process: cellular response to calcium ion. NCBI's taxonomy places the organism in Eukaryota, Evosea, Eumycetozoa, Acytosteliales, Acytosteliaceae. The record is from RefSeq and is a predicted model, not a curated record. Gene Ontology annotation, molecular function: calcium-dependent phospholipid binding.
AUGAAUCCAAUUUCAAAAGUUGAAUUAAGAUUUCAAUGUAAAGGAUUAACAAAUAAAGAUACAUUCUCUAAAUCAGAUCCUCAAAUUCAUGUAUUUCAAAGAAUAGGUCAAGAUCAAAGAACACUUGUUGGAAAAACAGAACAGAUUGAUAAUAAUUUGAAUCCUGUAUUUAAAACACCUGUUUUCGUUGAUUAUUAUUUUGAAAUUGCACAAUAUCUUAGAUUUGUUGUAUAUGAUAUCGAUGAUGGUGUGUUCGAUGUAAACAACGAUUUCAUUGGUGAUACCGAGUGUUCUUUGGCAUCGAUCAUUGCUAGUCCAGGCUCGACCUUUACUGCGAUGCUAAAGUCAAAGACUGGUCAUCACGCCGGUAACAUCACAAUAACGGCAGAGAUCAUCAGUCAAUCGAAACAGCGUAUCUCUUUCGAUAUCUGUGGUCACCAUCUCGAUAAAAAAGACUUUUUCGGAAAGUCUGAUCCCUACUACACCAUCUCAAAGAACACACCGACCGGUUUCGGACAGGUAUUCAAAAGUGAAACUCAUUUCAAAACAUUGGAUCCCGUUUUUAGACCUGCCGAUCUCAGCAUCGAUGAACUAACCGGUGGAGACAUGAAAAGAGAGUUACUAUUCAAUUUCUAUGAUUAUGAUAAAAUUGGUAAACAUGAUUUCAUUGGUUGUUUUACUACAACAGUUGAACAAUUAUUAUCAGCUGAGAAAGUGGAAUUUGCAUUGAUCAAUCAAAAGAAGAAAGAUAAGAAAUCAAACUAUAAGAAUUCAGGUGUUGUCGAUAUUAUUCGUGCAUAUUUAUAUCGUCCACCAGAGUUCACUGAUUAUUUGAUUGGUGGAUGUGAGAUCUCGUUGAUCGUUGGUAUCGAUUGUACCGCAUCGAAUUUACCUCCAAACAACACAAAGAGUUUGCACUACAAGGAUCCAAACAGAUUGAAUCCGUAUGGUGAUGCUAUCCUUUCGAUUGGAAAUGUGCUGGCACCUUACGACUCUGAUGGAAACAUUCCAGUCUAUGGUUUCGGUGCUCUGCUUCCAGGAACUACCAGAGUCAACCACUGUUUUGCCAUGACACUCAACGAUACCUACCCAGAGGUACGUGGUGUCGAUGGAAUCAUGAACGUAUACUACCAGAACAUAAACAAUGUAACUUUCAGUGGUCCAACAUCAUUCAGUCCACUCAUUAGACAUGCAACUCAGUUGGCAUCAGGAUCGAAUCAAACCAACCAAAAAUAUACAAUUCUCUUAAUUAUUACUGAUGGUGAAAUCAUGGAUAUGGAAGCAACUAUCGAUAGUAUCAUUCAAGCAACUUCUCAACCAAUUUCAAUUGUUAUUGUUGGUGUUGGUAAUGCAGAUUUCUCAAGUAUGGUUAGAUUGGAUGGUGAUGAUCAAGCACUUACCAAUGGAAUAAACACUGCCAGCAGAGACAUUGUACAGUUUGUGGCACACAAUAAUUACAAGGACAAGCCAUUCCAUUUAUUGGCUGAGGAAACACUCAAGGAGAUUCCAACUCAAUUCAUAGAAUAUAUGAGAAAGCAUGGUAUCAAACCAAAUCCACCAAGACAAUAUGUACCACAGCCAUCGAUGGUGUUUGUUGAUCAACAGCAACAACCAUUACAGCAACAGUUUGCAAAUAUUCAAAUCAAUCCUUCUGGUGAUCAACCUGUAUCACUUGAGAAGCCUGUUAGUUUAGAAAAACAACCGACUCCACCUACUUCCUCACCGGUACUGGAGCCAGCAGCACCAAUUCCUGCACAACAACCAACUCCACCUACUUCCUCACUGGUACUGGAUCCAGUAGCACCACAACCACCUUCACCACCAACAACAAACAAUGAAAAUACAGCAACUACCACUACCACAACAGAAACCUCAACAUCAGGCACAAAACUAUCGAUUAAUUAUAAGCUAACAUCUUCACUUGAACCAUCUACAAUACCGUAA